UUUCAUGCGGGAGUGUUGGCGAAUGGCUGCUGGCAAUUGUUGUGACUGUACAGAGAGUACAGAAAUUAAUGAAAAUACUAAUGGAUUGUUUACUGGCAAUGGAACUCAGAGUGUGGAUGAAACUGAUCUAGCUGCCUCUAGGCGACCUCGUAUAUACGCUCAAUUUGAACCCCAAAGAGUUCAUAUUUUCUGGGAUCUUUUCGCCGCUGUCUCCAUCUUGACUUUCGUCGCCGAUAUCGCAUCCGAUUUAGUCGUUUCCGUGUUGUAUUACUUCGAUGGCUCUUAUUUGUGGUUUUCGCUGACGUUAGGAUUUGUACUUCUGUCGUCCAUUGUGAUGCAAGUUUUCUCUGCCAAAUGGUUUCACGAAGACGGUGAAAAGCAGAACUGGUGUGCAUAUUUGUUGCAUCUUUUUCAGCUUGGUCCACUCGUUAGGUACUGGCAAGUCAUUAGAGCUGGAUGGCGUACUCGUCAGGCAAACUCCAGUGACAGUGACUAUGAAGCAUACCUGGCAGAAUGGAGGGACAUCAGCAUGCUGCGACUGUUUGAAUGCUUCUUAGAAUCUGCUCCCCAAUUGGUUCUCCAACUGUAUAUCAUGGCUUACGAUAGGGAAUUUGAGAUUGAGAGUGACCUGUUCACAGCCAUUGCUGCUGCAAGUUCAUUAGUAUCUCUUGCAUGGGCAAUUGUGGCAUACACCAAAGCUCUUAGAGAUUUCUUUGGGAAAGGAACUGCCAUUUCCUGGAUUGGGUUUUUUCUUCAAAUUAUGUGGCGCAUGUUCAUGGUGGCAUCUCGAGUUGUGGCAUUAGUUCUAUUUGCUUCUUACUACACCAGAGGAGUGUUUGUGGCUGUAGGUGUUCAUUGGUUCAUUAUGACAGUUUGGCUUGCUUGCCAGAAAACUCAUUUUUGUGUUGAUGAGCAUGGAAAAACACAUUUGUGCCGUGAAUUUUUAUUCAACUCUGUGAUUGGCUUUGUGAACAUAUUUUGCUUUUUCAACAUUAAAGAAGGCAUGACUCGUAUUCGAGUUAUUCCUUACUAUGUCAUCAUGCUUGGGGAGAACACUCUGUUUAUAGUGAUGUGGUAUCCAGUCAGGACACUGUAUGGAGGCAUUGAGACUGCGGCACUUAUCAUUGUGUGGGGAGGAUUUGCAUGUGGACUCCUGUGUAUGGUUUCCUAUUACUGUUUUUACCAUCCUUCCCUCUCUGUGAAAGGGAUCUGUGUCAAGAAGACACAAUUAGAUGUGCAAGAGCACCAACACUUUACAGUUUGUUGGUGCUGCUGCUGUGAGAUCCAAAGAAAGCAAGCGAACCCUGAAGAAUCUGACAAAAGAUGCUCAGUAGUUGUCCGUCAAAGACCUUACCUAAGAGGAAACGCACAAGCUGGUUCACAUGGAAAUUUACGAGUGGAUGUAGAUCUUGUACCACGUACGUCAUUGAGCCGGGAGCAGGACACUAAUGGAGUGAUUUCUGGAAUUCAAGCCAAUUAUCGAAGAACUGAGUGGUUGUAGUGUUUUAAAAGUUUUUUCUUGUGGGAAGUGGCUAGUUAGUUUCAUAAUACAUGUAUUACAUGUAUAAUAUUUCUAUAUAAUAUAAUAUUAAUAAUAUUUUCUAAUGUGAAGAUUAAUAUAAGUUAUUAGUAGCAAAUUUAUCAUUUAUUGUUCAGUUCUUUCACUAAUUUACAAAAGAAUACUUUUAUUUAUUACAAUUUGCCAAAAAAUGCAACAAUUUGUCAGAAUGCACACAAUUUCACAGAUAAAUUGGUAGCAAUAUUAUUUUUGAUAAAACAACAGUCGAGUUAUUUAAAAACAAUUGACCUUCAUUGGAUAAUUUGUCCAAGAUUGAUAUGUUUUGAAUUUCAUAACAAAUAUGGAAUAGUAAUUUGUGUGUUAUGAAACUGAUGAUUAAUCCAAAAAAUAUUCCUUUUUGCUUUGGAAUUAAUGGUGAUCUUCUCUUGUUCUCCAAAGCCCAUAAGAGGUCAUUUUGCUGUGACAGCUUCAAAUCAUUGCUAUUUUUACAACAAGCUAAUUAUUGAGUUUUUAUUACAAAAUAUUUAAUUUUGUGUAAUUUAUUUCAAGGUGUAGUCAUAGUCAUAGCUCAUCAUGUAAUGUUUAUCUUUAACAUCUCAACAAUGGCUGCAUAUGAGACUAAAUAGAAAAAAGCACUCGAUGAUUUACAAAAAGAAGUUAAAAGAAGCAAUCUCAAGGAGUUGUGUUGCUUUAUAGCACAUCUGUCCAAGUUUGGCAUUAAGUGUGCUUUUUUGUGCAGUGUUAACUAUCUAUUUAAUUUAAAUUAGUGACAAUUUCAGCCAAAUUGUGUACAUACCUCUGUUCUAAGCUCUGCUUGAGGUAUAUUCUUAGGAUAGAAGAAUGUCAUCAAAUCUGUUUGUGUGUAAUUAAGUUAUUUUCAUGUCUGAUUGCAUGGUAUUCAUUUCGUAGCUUUCUUGCAUGAAAUGAAAUGAAGUAUGAAAUUCUAGAAGUUAGAUCCUGGUGAAGAAUGAAACCAGUAAGAAAUAGAUAAAAUCUCUCAACCUGUCAGCACUUUAUCUUAGGGUUCUGCUUUUUAUUUUAUUUUUUCAAACUCCUAAAAGUGAUGAUAAAUUAAUUUUUCCCAGAAAAUUAAGCCACAGCCUGAGUUCAAUGUCUGUUCCUUAAGUAAGAAGAAGUCUAAGAUUACCAAUUAAAUUUCUUUAGUAACUGUAGACAGUGAUGAAAUUACCUUACAACCUAGUCUGUGGCAAAUAGAGUAUGAAAUCUAAGUCAGCUUGACUGAGUAAAGACAGACCAGGUGACGUGAAUCAGACAGGUUCCACUUAAUUUUAUUAUUGAUUAGGUGAGUCUACUAGAGUUGAUGAAGAUUAUUCUAAGAAAUAUGCAUUCUAAUGUUUCCAAACUCUUUUCACCUAGACUGUCUUUAUUCAGUCAGGCUGACUUACUUUUUGUACUCCAUUUGCCCCAGACUAGGUUGCAAGGUAUUUUCAUCACUGUCUACAGUUUUAAUGAUGAGCCUUCUUAAAAUUAACAAUGACCAGCUGGAGCACAGCUAGUAGUGGGAAAUGUACUUAUGUCUAAAAGUGGAAAAGUAAAGUGUAAGAGUAAACUUUCAGCCACAGCAUGAACAUGCGACAAUGGGAGAAGGCAAUAAUCCAUUCAAACAUAAAGAGAGACUUUUUACCGUUAGUAUGUUUGACUCUCGAUUGAGCAGUCUGGGGUGAAGGCCUGGCUGGAGUCGUGUUCAUAGCUAGGCAAGACAUGAAAUCUCACGGUGAUUCACCACCCAGAGCUGAGGGAGGUAGAAGUACUCCAAGCCGCCUAAUGCAACAUAAGCCAGCAAUAAGCGGCAGCCUAAUGAUUCACUAUGCUAUAAUGUACAUCUUUGUCUCCCUUAACAAGGGCCAGUAUGUAGUGUCUCACUUAGAUCAUGAGGUGAAUUUCUUUGAAGUUACUCUUCGAUCAAUCUCUAAUACCCAAUAAAGAAUUAGAACUUUCAAAACAAAAGUUCUCUUCCUCUUACAAGUUAUGAUAUUAAGGGUAUUUUGUAGUAUUUGUUGAUGUCGUUGUUUCCAGAGGCCUUGAACCUGGGUGAUGUUUCAAGGGUUCACAAGAAAAAUGUCUGAAAUUUCAAUUUCCACUUACACUGUCCUGGUAAUAUUCAUUCAUUUGGUUGGCUAUCUUUAGUUCAGUUGAUCUAAAUGGAAGUGAAUAUCUGAGCCACUAAAGUGACAGGGUAAACUAUUUGAUGUCACCUAUUUUCACAAACAAAGUGUCAAGUGUCAUGAAAAUAGAAAACAUAAACAAUUCAGUAUCCAUUAUCAUAAAAACAAAAUAACCUUGCUAUAAUGACCAGAAGGAGCACAGUGACAUAAUAGUGGAAGUGUACUCUUGUGGGACGUGGCUAAAAUGGUGAAGAAAAGUUUAAGAGUAAAGUCAUGGUAGAAGGCAUUAACCCAGUAGCUACCACCCAAAAUAUAGAGAGAUUUGUACGGUUAGUAUGUUUGCAGAUAAUUUGAGCAGUCAGGGUUGAAGACCUGGCCAGAGUCGUGUUCUUGGGCAAGAUACCAAAUUUUACAAUGAUUCUGCACCCAGGGCCAAGGGGAGUAGAAGUACUCCAACCCUAACCCUAACAUAACCCUUAUGCUGCAUAAGCUGUUAUAAGUGUCAGCCUAAUGAUUCACCAGGCUAAGGUAAGAUAAGGUAAGGUAACUUUGUUUUAAGUCGUAAAGGUGGGGAGUGGUUGCCCAAUCUCCCAAGCCAGG
Molecule: messenger RNA, 4245 nt
Organism: Orbicella faveolata
Lineage: Eukaryota; Metazoa; Cnidaria; Anthozoa; Scleractinia; Merulinidae
Product: XK-related protein 4-like
Source: RefSeq, a predicted model, not a curated record